AUCUGAUAAGCAACAGCGACUGCCACAGAAGAAUUAGAGUAUCAAUAUACAAGUACUAUUGCUGUUUUCAUAUAAGGCAGUUCUCAUAUUGGCAAACUCAAGAGUCGCAAUCUCAAUCUCAAUCUACCUGAGUCGUAUUUUUCAGCCAGUUAUUUUCAUAAAUUAACCAAUUUAUUGACAUUCAAUUUUUUUUCAACCCACAAAACACCACUACCAUUUCUCCAAACUCACAGCCUUCUUCAAGUUGCCGUACCAGAAACCAUGCUGAGCCCUGAGGCUGCCAGAGUGUCGCCUACACUCAAUUUUCCGGCCGCCAAAGUCAAGAUGGAGACUUCAGAAAGCUUUGAUUCGCAAAAGACAAACUCGUCUGCUUCCACAGUCUCUAACUCCACCUUCCGCAACCCGCUCAUAAAGAAGGAGAACCUCACAGCUACGAAACUCACAACAAUAUUUGCCAAUUCUGCAGCUACUCCACCUCCCGUGGCAAAAGGUUCGCAGACUAAUUCCUCUCCCAGCUCUUCACCAAAUUCAAACACAAAUACGACUAAUACCAACACGAAUACGAACGCAAUACCCAUACAAAACAAUUACAGGGGCCGCAUCAUUGGCAAAGAACCAGCUGGACCACAGUUACCGCCAAAGCACCAUCCCAAGAUCCAGCCGUCUACCCACAAGUAUCCCAAGAUCCAGCCCCAGAUCGCACCCAAGCCUAUAGCAGUACUUCCCAAGCCUUCCAGCUUCUCACCAGUUCCAAAUCCUAAUGUCAAGACAUCGCUCAUGAUGCUGGCGCCAACAUCGCUGGAUAAAACUUCGUUGAAUAUCAACACCUCUAAAAGAUGGGUGCUUCCUCCACGACCCAGACCUGGCAGAAAACCCACAGCUUCUGCUGAAACUGACGAUAAAUCUAAGGCCAUAGCCGUAGCAAAAGUCAGCCCCAAGAAACGGCCCAAGAUCAAGAAGGAAACCGUCGAAAAACAGGUAGUUGGGACAGUCAAUGGAGUACCAGUCUCGAAAUCCGUAGUUUCUGGUACAAUUCCUAGCAACUCUUCUAUAACUCACACUGGACCUUCUACACUUUCUUCUGCAUCUGUCAACUCGGCAACAGUAAAAUCGCAAGAUCCACGCCAUGAUUUCAUCGAUGCUAAAUCAGGCUUGUCUUCGGACGUAGACAAAAGGCAGAUUCUCGCCCAACUCCAACAACAAUACUCCCAAGCAAGCAACGGUAGAGCUUCUUCGCCUUUGUCUACAACUUCAGUAUCUAUUCCACCUUCUGUUUCUAAUAGUCCUAGUAACAAGCACUCGCCUUCAAUCAGCUCGCCAUCGUCCGUGCCUACUUCUUCUUCUGCUUCACCUCUUUCUUCUCAGCUCCCUCUUCCUCCUAUUGUCUCCAAAAACGAUCCCAAGUCAGAGAUCGCUAACUUGAAAAUGUCUUAUCUUUCGAAGUUGAAGGAACAGGAACUAAUCAGAAACUACAUUGAAGUUAUAACCAACCAAAUCAAGGAACUCAGCUUUGUGCAAAAUGGUAUGAUCACUUUUGAUGCAUUGAGAACAAAUCUGACUUCUACAGGCAAGUCUAAAAGAGUCAACAGUCCGCUGACGAUAUCCAAAAGUACAUCCUAUGACCAAUUAGAAUCCAUUAGCAACUUAAACGAUCUAAACAAGUUCCUUAAUUACCUAACGAAGUCGUCCUCUAUCAUACAUAGCGCUACCAAGCGUAGUUCAGCCAGUAAUCAAUCUUCCAAUUCUGACACAGUGAUUAACAGUCAGAUAGAUCACUAUCUUGAGAUUCGGUCCAAGUUCAAGUCGAUGAAGACGGAAGAGUUGAAGCGUUUAAACAACUUGAGAAAGCAAAAGAACUCCAUGAAUGGUGUUCUUCCAACUUCAGUAGUAGCUGGAACUUCAUUGUCAAGUAAUGGAGACUUAGCAACAGCAGGGAGAUCUUCUUCAUUCACACCAGAUCUUCUUAAGCCGUUAAAAGCUUCUACUCUCUUUGAUCCAGAUGGGGACCAAGAUAUCGUAAUUGACAUUCUUGGUGAAGACAACACAAUUGGUGGUAACUUGGUUUCUGCCGAUAACAACGCUCUCACCAGUGAGGAUAUCGACAUCUUUAUGGAAGAGAACGAUUUCCUCAACCGACUUAUACUUAACGACGAUGUAGACAACGUAGGAAUUCCUCCUAACGCUGACUUGUUGAAGGAGCAAGAGAGCAGUCUCCGGGUCAAGAUCCACGACAAGAACGAGCCGGUUGUCCAGGAUUCGUUGUUGAAGAAGAAGCUGAAGUUGAACUGUGGCUUCUGUACGAACGAUACUCCCUGCCUUUGUUUUGAUGCUGACUUUGACAUCGGCAUUUUGAGGCAUUAGUGUAAUGAAUAACGGUGUAUAUAAUAUUUAUUGGAUGGGACAUUGUGAUCUAUG
Scheffersomyces stipitis CBS 6054 is the source of this 2415-nucleotide messenger RNA. It is a transcript of the gene HAP42, whose product is annotated as Hap42p. Gene Ontology annotation, cellular component: nucleus. Bases 262 to 2361 code for a protein of 699 amino acids. NCBI's taxonomy places the organism in Eukaryota, Fungi, Ascomycota, Pichiomycetes, Serinales, Debaryomycetaceae. Gene Ontology annotation, biological process: regulation of DNA-templated transcription. The record is from RefSeq and is a predicted model, not a curated record. The transcript has a single exon.